AUGAUUACUGAGCUCGAGAUGGGGAAAGGUGAGAGUGAGCUGGAGCUCGGUCUACGGCUCAGCCUCGGCGGUGGAACGGCGGCGAAGAUUGGUAAAUCAGGUGGUGCUGGUGUCGGCGGCGCGUGGGGAGAGCGUGGGAGGCUUUUGACUGCUAAGGAUUUUCCUUCUGUUGGCUCUAAACGAGCUGCUGAUUCUUCCUCUCACGCUGGUGCUUCUCCUCCUCGUUCAAGUCAAGUUGUGGGAUGGCCUCCGAUUGGGUCUCACAGGAUGAACAGUUUGGUCAACAACCAAGCAACAAAGUCUGCUAAGGAAGAAGAAGAAGCUGGGAAGAAGAAAGUGAAAGAUGAUGAGACUAAAGAUGAUGUGACAAAGAAAGUGAACGCGAAAGUGCAAGUUGGGUUUAUUAAAGUGAACAUGGAUGGAGUUGCUAUAGGAAGAAAAGUUGAUUUGAAUGCUCAUUCUUCUUACGAGAACUUGGCUCAGACACUCCAAGACAUGUUCUUUCGCACGAAUCCGGGAACUAUCGGGUUAACGAGUCAGUUCACUAAACCGUUGAGGCUUUUAGAUGGAUCGUCUGAGUUUGUACUUACUUAUGAAGAUAAAGAAGGAGAUUGGAUGCUUGUUGGUGAUGUCCCAUGGAGAAUGUUUGUCACCUCGGUGAAGAGACUUCGAGUGAUGAAAACCUCUGAAGCUAAUGGACUCGCUGCAAGAAAUCAAGAACCGAACGAGAGACAAAGAAAGCAACCGGUUUAG
This is a messenger RNA of Microthlaspi erraticum, 753 nucleotides long. NCBI's taxonomy places the organism in Eukaryota, Viridiplantae, Streptophyta, Magnoliopsida, Brassicales, Brassicaceae. The record is from the annotation of a GenBank genome assembly.